AUGGAUGAGUUUGAUUUCUUUUCAUCACCGCCUUCAACAACAACAACAACAACAACACCACAAGCAAACGAGUUAGCCACACUAGAUAACACAGAUGCAGAGCUGAACACUGAGAAAGAGGAUUCUUCUUGGAUCCUUGAAAAUAAUCCGGAGAGCACAACAUCCACUCAAGUGGAUAUCUUCAGUGAAAACAAUAUAACAUCGACUGAAGGUUUUUCGUCUGGUGAUAUUUUAGAUAAUGCAACGUCAUCAUCAACAGCAUUUGAUGGUAGUGUCUUUGAAGCGCCGUCUACAACGGAAACAAGCCUUUCAAACACUCCAGCAGUAGCUCAACAAACAGCAGAACAACCAUCGCUGGGUAUGUUUGUCGUGGAGAGUGUAUCUCCUCUGCAAGCAAUAACGAAAAAACGCGAAGAAGAUAUCGCAGUGAAAGAUGCAGAAGAAAAGCGAAAAAUCGACGAAUUACGUCAGCAAGCCAAAUCGGAUUUAGAACGUUGGUAUAAAGAUCGUCAACAGCAACUAGAGCAACAUCGGCAAACGACAAGAACGAAUGAAGAGGACUUGCGUGCGAAAGCUUUGGAGAAGAGCACGAAAGACACCUGCGAUUGGUCGAAGGUGAUACGAUUCCUUGAAUUCAACGAUGGCACGCAAUUAUCAAAAGCCAAACGCGACUUAACUCGGAUGAAGUCCUGUAUGUUAAUUGCUCGGCGAGCUAAUGAAAAUAAGAAAGUAUCAAAUGGUGUUCAAUAA
Molecule: messenger RNA, 750 nt
Organism: Adineta ricciae
Lineage: Eukaryota; Metazoa; Rotifera; Eurotatoria; Adinetida; Adinetidae
Source: the annotation of a GenBank genome assembly